Molecule: messenger RNA, 2006 nt
Organism: Elaeis guineensis (African oil palm)
Lineage: Eukaryota; Viridiplantae; Streptophyta; Magnoliopsida; Arecales; Arecaceae
Product: alpha-1,3-arabinosyltransferase XAT3
Molecular function (GO): glycosyltransferase activity
Source: RefSeq, a predicted model, not a curated record
UUCAAUUUCGUCCGUGUCCUCUACAAAGCCUUGUUUCCACAAACAACAGCUGACCAUGUACAAUAAUUGGGACAAUUGCGGAAAAAUAGUAGCUAGUUGGCCUGACCAACGGGCGAAAGCAAUAAAGAGAGCCUGGUCACCAGCUUUCUGUUAAAUUCAUCCGGGACAAAGGUGUUUCGGAGGAGAUCAAGGGCCAUUGGUAUCUGGAAGAUGGAGCAUGAGAAGGAGUUGGUUAGGAACGUAGGUCGAAUUGAACCCCGAUCGCUCAGUUUAGGAUUGCUCGUCGGAUUCUUUCUCGCCUUGUUCACCUACAUCUCCAUGUCUGAUCGUUCCGUAACUCCUCUCCUAACUGUUGGUUUUGCAGUUGAGUCCCGAGCAGCAUCAGCUUAUGGAGUUCCUACCAGUCCCAUGGUGGAAAACAAGAUGAAUUCAUCACAGCUAGAUGCAGGACUAAGAAAUGCGACAGAGGAGAAUCCGGGAUCAGAUCUGCUCAAGAAGAAUGAUGCUAUUAAAGUGCAACCGAGUUCAUCAUCUAUAAUUCAUGAUGCUUCCUCUGGAAGGCUGGAUGCAAGUAGUACUCAGAAACUAGGGAAUGGAAACAUCGGAGAGGAUAGGCACGAGCAGGAUGGAGAAAAAAGGGUCCCAGACAAAAGUUCUUCAACUAGUGGUGAUUCGACUCAGAAAGAAGAUAUCAUCAAUCCCAAGCAAGCAGGUGAAAGGAGUGCGGAUGCCAAGCCUCAAAGGAAGCCAAUAUGCGAUUUUUCUGGUCCAAGAUCUGAUGUCUGUAAAAUGGAAGGAGACGUCAGGAUUCAUGGGAAGUCGUCCUCUGUGGUGUUUGUUACUUCUAAUCAAAUGAGAAAUCCAGAACCAAAUGAAUCGUGGGGAGUUAAACCUUACACUCGUAAGUCCCACAAGCCCGCGAUGCAGAAAAUCAGGGAAGUGUCUGUUAAAAUGUCAAAUAGCACUGAUGCCCCUCGUUGCACCCUUAAUCAUAGCAUCCCGGCCGUUAUUUUCGCGAUUGGUGGGUUCACCGGAAACCUAUACCAUGACUUCGCUGAUGUUUUGCUUCCUCUCUUCAUAACUUCGCGACAAUUUAAUGGAGAAGCCCAGUUAUUCAUAAGCAAUAUACAGCUUGAGUGGGUGCACAAGUACCGCCACAUUCUGAAAAGGCUGGGUCGAUAUGAAAUUAUUGAUUUCGACAACGAUGAUCAAGUUCGUUGCUACCCACAUGCGAUCGUCGGCCUCGAAAGCUAUAAAGAUAUGUACAUCGACCCCUUGAGAGAUCCAGAUGGGUAUUCCAUUGUCGACUUCAUAAAAUUUUUGAGGGGUGCCUACUCUCUUGAUCGAGAUUCGCCCAUCAAGAUGGGAGAACAUCCUGAGAAGAAGCCAAGGCUUGUAAUCAUCGAUCGACACCGAACCAGAAGACUUACUAAUGUCGGGGAAAUUGUUAAAAUGGCCGAGGGGUUGGGCUAUGAGGUGCUGAGAGCAGAGGCCACGUCUGAGACCGAAGUUGCUGAAUUUGCACGCAUCAUUAACUCAUGCGAUGUGAUGAUGGGCGUGCAUGGGGCCGGACUCACAAAUAUGAUUUUCCUUCCAAGGAAUGCAGUGUUUAUCCAGGUAGUCCCGUGGGGUGGGUUGGAAUGGGUAGCUAACUAUGACUAUGGGGACCCAGCCAGGAACAUGAAGCUGCAGUACAUGGAAUAUGGUAUGAGUCUAGAAGAGAGCACUCUGAUAGAUCUGUAUCCUAGAGACCACCCUGUGAUCAAAGAUCCCCCGUCAAUUCACAAGCAAGGAUGGAAUGCUAUGUAUAAAGUAUACAUGAUUGAACAGAGUGUGAAGCUUGAUUUGAGAAGGUUUAGACCUGUUCUGCUGAAAGCCCUCGAGCUCAUCCAUUAACAAUAGAAUAAAGGCAUCGGUUGUAUCGUCGGUAUUCACUCUUUUAGUUAAUUAUUGUCUCCCUAUUUUUAUUUGUUUUCAAUAAAGAAAAGGUUUCGUUCGUUUUUCUU